Messenger RNA from Leishmania mexicana MHOM/GT/2001/U1103, 1092 nucleotides. RefSeq lists its product as hypothetical. The record is from RefSeq and is a predicted model, not a curated record. NCBI's taxonomy places the organism in Eukaryota, Euglenozoa, Kinetoplastea, Trypanosomatida, Trypanosomatidae. The transcript has a single exon. The coding region runs from base 1 to 1092 and encodes 363 amino acids.
AUGUUCCGCUCUGCGUCAACUUCGCCUCAGACUCUGGCGCUGCUCGCGCGCUCCGCCGGUGCCGCCGUCGGCUCCGCAGCCGCCAGCAGCUCCGCGUAUGUGACGGCUCGACGCGGGUACCACGGCUUUCAAUUCGCUAGUUUUCAUGGUUGGACGCUGCCGUACGGAGGCAAGUCGACCCGUGUCACGAAGGAGGAGUUGGAGCACCAGCGCUUCUUCACGGAGCGACCGCGCGAGAAGUGGGACUACCACCGCGUCGACGAGAACAUCAACUCCCAGUCCGAGUUCCGCAGUCAGGAAGGACGUGAGCAGUUCUACCAAGGCUCGCGCGAGGACAACUCGACCAUGAGCCACGGCAGCCUGCACACGCCGCACAAGUACCGUUUGUACGAGUACUUUGACGAGUACACAAAGCCUGGGGUGGACAGAAAGGUAGCCGCUGCGUACGCGGUGAAGGAACAAUGGGACGCGGAGGAGUUCUACUACCCCGGCGAGGCGUGGCAACGCAACCGCCCUGGCUUUCGUAGUGUGCCCAAGGAAUUGCUGAACCGACAGACCUGGUACCACUGGUCGCACGCGCUGACCAAGUGGGACGAGAUCCAGCCUACUAUCCGUACUCGCUCCUGGAACCCAGACUGGCCCCCGCCGGGGUAUGAGGUGCCGAAGUUGCAGUGCAAGAAGGAGUUCUACUUUGGCAUGGAAGAGGAGGGUCUCGUUUCGGAGGUGGAGCGGUACAGCUGGUUCCGCUCGUGGAGCGACAACAACAUGCGUGUUGGUUGGCGCGAGAUUCCGUUGUUCAUUAUCCUUUUUGGCACUCUCUACUUUUUUGCCCGCAACGCCAUGUCGGUGACCGCGAUGCGGGCGAUGAGUAGCAACAUGUACUACCCAGGGCGCACCAUGAUCCGUCCAUUCGGCGUGCCAAAGGACUGGGAGACGGAGUGCUUCUGGUGGCAAAGACCGCUCGAGGAGUUCCCGAACCAGGACCAGGUGUGGUACUGGAACCAGGCGCGCUUUGGUUACAUCAACUACAUCAAGCAACGCGACGCUCGCGAGAAGGCCGUGGCCGACGCGGAGGCACCUGCUGCGGAGUAG